Molecule: messenger RNA, 468 nt
Organism: Ostrea edulis (European flat oyster)
Lineage: Eukaryota; Metazoa; Mollusca; Bivalvia; Ostreida; Ostreidae
Product: ragulator complex protein LAMTOR5-like
Exons: 4
Coding region: 85-357 (90 amino acids)
Biological process (GO): positive regulation of TORC1 signaling; cellular response to amino acid stimulus
Cellular component (GO): lysosome; Ragulator complex; cytoplasm
Molecular function (GO): guanyl-nucleotide exchange factor activity
Source: RefSeq, a predicted model, not a curated record
GGUUGAUCUAUUCAAAUAUAUGACACCGGAAGUUAAAUAUUUAGACAUCGACUGUCAGGUGAUAAGAGUCUAAAAGAGGUGGAGAUGGAGAGACAGCUUGAAAAACAUCUCGAAGAAACAUGUCGUGUCCCUGGUAUAAGUGGUGCCCUCUGUGCAGACAACAAUGGCCUCUGUUUAGCAGCUCGAGGAUGUAAACCUGAGUUUGCAGGGCAAGUAGCUAGUAUUGCCCAACAAGCAGCUCAGCUUUAUCCAAAUGCUUCCACCACACCAGUCAUCUCUAUUGAGUCAGAAGGAGGGAGCGUUUUGAUUAAAUCUGAAGAUGACGUCACCAUGGCUGUGUUUAAAACUCCAUUAUAGCACUGAUCAUCUGCAGACUGAUGGACAUUUAUUUCUCAUUACACACGUUUUUGUUCAUAUUUCACUUCCUUGAUGUUCAUUAUGCUGAUUUCAUGUAUAAAACUUAAAAGA